AUGAGGUGUAACGCAUGCUGGAGGGAGCUGGAAGGAAGAGCUAUUUCUACCACAUGUGGCCAUCUCUUGUGUCACGAAGAUGCCAGUAAGAUACUAAGCAACGAUGCAGCUUGCCCUAUUUGUGAUCAAGUACUUUCCAAAAGUCUUAUGAAACCUGUGGAUAUCAACCCAAAUGAAGAAUGGGUAAAUUAUUCAUAUAUCUUAACUUCCUUCACAUGCAUCUCUGCAGAUGGCUAUGGCUGGCAUAUCUCCACAAAUAUGUAUCCUAUUUACUUGAAUAUGGAACUCGAAAUGCAAUUCAAAAUGAACAGGAUAGUAGCUCAGUGCAAACAAAAAUGCGAGACAAUGCAAGAAAAAUUCACAGAAAAAAUGGAACAGUUGCACACUGCAUAUCAGAAAAUGGGCAAAAGGUGUCAAAUGAUGGAACAAGAAAUUCAAAACUUAUCCAAAGAUAAACAAGAACUCCAAGAAAAAUUUUCUGAGAAAUCCAGGCAAAAGCGAAAACUGGAUGAGAUGUAUGACCAAUUGAGAAGUGAGUAUGAGUCGGUCAAACGGUCAGCCAUUCAACCUGCAAACAACUUCUUCUCAAGGGGUAGUGGUGAUUCUGAUCUGUUUGCUAGUCCUGCUAACAUGAUGGAUAACAGAGAUCCCAUGAGGAAAGAUUGGUCGGUUUACACCCCUGACACUCCAGGACCUCGGGAAGAUAUAUGGCCAGCAACCACAAGACAAAACAGUUCUAACUCUGGUGGGCCCUUCGACAUCCCUAAUAGCCCACCUGUAAAACAUUCAGUCAAUCCAGUUGAAAACAAAAGAACUAUUGGUCGCCAGAUGUUUGGCGGCGGCGGCGGUGGUGGUGGUGGAGCGGGAAAUCCUUCGAUGACAUUGAGAAAUCUGAUAUUGUCACCAAUGAAAAGGCCUCAACUCUCUCGUACCCGACCUCAAUUGUUCACGUUGUAG
Molecule: messenger RNA, 957 nt
Organism: Lactuca virosa
Lineage: Eukaryota; Viridiplantae; Streptophyta; Magnoliopsida; Asterales; Asteraceae
Source: the annotation of a GenBank genome assembly